This is a messenger RNA of Opisthorchis viverrini, 286 nucleotides long. RefSeq lists its product as hypothetical. The transcript is spliced from 2 exons. NCBI's taxonomy places the organism in Eukaryota, Metazoa, Platyhelminthes, Trematoda, Opisthorchiida, Opisthorchiidae. The annotation marks the transcript as partial. The record is from RefSeq and is a predicted model, not a curated record.
AUGGAGAGAAAACUUGAAGUGGAUGAGGUGACGCGGUUACCAAAAGACCCAACGAUUUGUACCAAUAUAUUACAAAAAUAUGUGUCCCCCGAUCAAUGGAACCACUGUUACAGCAUUAGUGACAACGAAUUCUACCACGAGAAUUGUUCAUCCGAAAGCAUACAAAAAGCUUUGUGUUAUAUGACGCGGACUGGACAAUUGAUGGUCAUUUUGGGAGAAGCCAACGAACUUGAAAAUCCGCCCCUCAACAUGUAUGGUCUCAUGCGGCCCGACCUCCGGUAUAACU